Messenger RNA from Exophiala xenobiotica, 1362 nucleotides. RefSeq lists its product as uncharacterized. Gene Ontology annotation, molecular function: transmembrane transporter activity. Gene Ontology annotation, cellular component: fungal-type vacuole membrane. Gene Ontology annotation, biological process: transmembrane transport. Bases 30 to 1361 code for a protein of 443 amino acids. Lineage: Eukaryota; Fungi; Ascomycota; Eurotiomycetes; Chaetothyriales; Herpotrichiellaceae. The record is from RefSeq and is a predicted model, not a curated record. The transcript is spliced from 2 exons.
AAGAAGUAUGAUCUUGAGGCAACACGGCCAUGACUGCGAUCCAACCAGGUCAAGACGACAGCGACAACCCUGUGCAGGAGAAACGCGAGCAGCAUGAUCAGGGUCCAGCAGUUGUCGAGAUCACCGGCGCAGAUGCUCUGGCAGGGCAGAACGACCAAAAACAUGUUCCGGACGGCGGCUUCAUAGCAUGGCUCCAGGUUGCUGGGUCUUGGCUCCUGUUCUUCAAUUCCUGGGGCAUCAUCAAUACAUUCGGCGUUUACCAGACAUACUACGAAACCAUCGGCUAUACUGAACUGUCUCCCGACACAAUCUCAUGGAUCGGCUCGACUCAAUCAUUCAUGAUCCUCCUGGUGGGUGUCAUUGCUGGACCAUUGUACGACAUGGGUCUGUUCAGAACCCUAGUCAUCUCAGGCAGUACACUGAUAGUGCUGGGCUGGAUGUUCACUAGUCUCUGUACAAAGUACUGGCAAGUCAUGCUCUCGCAAGGCGUGCUGAUCGGUAUGGGCACGGGCUUCCUGUACAUUCCUUCACUGGCGCUACUUCCCAGGUACUUCUCCAAGAAGCGGGCCAUCGCCACCGGUAUCGUCACCUCAGGGAGCAGUCUCGGAGGGACGUUAUAUCCGAUUAUCUUCCAGCAGCUGCAGCCAAAGAUAGGCUUCGGAUGGGCGACGCGCGUCAUUGGGUUUAUCAGCCUGGCAACAUGCGCAUUUGCGAUCUGCGUGUUUCGUCCUCGAGGAGUCGCGAGUACAAGGCGGUCACUGGUCGACUUGCAGGCUUUCAAAGAAAUACCCUAUGUGCUAUACUGCGGCGCGAUCAUGGCGAGUUAUUUUGGAUACUUUGAGCCCGUGUUUUACCUGCAGUCCUAUGCUUUGGCUCAUGGCGUCCAACAUGGCACUUUGGCGCUGUAUCUGGUCGCCAUCCUUAAUGCGGCUUCCAUCCCAGGUCGAAUCACGCCGUCGUACUUUGCUGGAAAGAUUGGGCCUAUAAACACGAUGCUGAUUGCCACGACGUCUUGCGCCAUUGUAACCUUGAGUUGGAUUGCUGUCAGAGGCCCGGCUGGAAGUGUGGUGUUUGCCAUCGCUUGGGGUUUCACUUCGGGAGGAAUUAUAUCAAUGCCUGCAGUGAUUCUGGCGUCACUGACUACGGACAUGAGUCGUUUUGGUACGAGAAUGGGUAUGUCAUCGGUUCUCAACGCCGUUGCAUCCCUGUGUGGAAGCCCGAUUGCUGGAGCUAUCCUGAAAAGCACUGGAAGCUACCUUGGGGUCCAGCUGUUCUCUGGGCUGGCACUUGUGACAACCGUUGGGUUUUUGGUAGCCUUGAGGCUUUACCGGUCUGGUUGGCAAUUUGGCGUCAAACUCUGAC